CUGGCGCUGCUCCCGGCCGCCGCCGCUGGGCCGCGCGUGCGGGCGGCUCCGUGCGGGGGGAUUUGAAACAGCCGCUCCAGGGGCAGCGCAGCGGCGGCGGCCAAUCAGCGGCCCGGAUUUUUCGCGCUGGUUCUGGCCGGAGGAGGGGGCGGGGCUGCCGCGCAGGAUCGCCGGAGCCGCCGCCGUUGCCGCCGCUGUUGCCGUGUCGCUUCAGCUCCCGCCGCUGCCGUUGCUCCCCGGCACCGAGCUACCGCCGCCGCCUCCGCCCGGCUCUCGGGGGAGAAGGAUGCGCUAGGGCACAGCAGAGUAAGACUGGAAACAUCUGGGCUGAAUGGACUUUAGCAUCAAAAGAAGUUCUCAACUGUUAACUCGAAAAAUUAACUACAUCAAAAUGAAGCAGGUACCAGAGAUCCUUGGAAAUACCAAUGGGAAAACUCAGAAUUGUGAAGUGAAUCGUGAGUGUUCUGUCUACUUGGGCAAAGCACAACUUUCUGCCACCCUCCAAGAAGGUGUCAUGCAAAAAUAUAAUGGCCAUGAGACUCUUCCGUUUAUUCCAGCUGAUAAAUUGAAAGAUCUAACCUCUCGUGUGUUUAAUGGCGAGUCUGGGGCCCAAGAUGCCAAGCUGCGCUUUGAACCCCAGGAAAUCAAGGGAGUUGCAACACCACCCAACACUACUCCUAUCAAGAAUGGCUCUCCAGAAAUUAAGCUGAAAAUCACUAAAACAUACAUGAAUGGAAAGCCUCUUUUUGAAUCUUCCAUUUGUGGAGACAAUGGUGCAGAUGUGUCUCAGUCAGAGGAAAAUGAACAAAAGCCAGCAAACAAGGAGAGGAGAAACAGGAAAAGAAGCAUAAAAUAUGACUCCUUACUUGAGCAGGGUCUUGUUGAAGCAGCACUAGUAUCAAAGACUUCAAGCCCUACUGAAAAGAAGGCUCCUGCUAAGAGGGAUCCAACUCAAAGUAUCAUCAAAGAAGACAAAGUCCAUCUGUUGAAGUAUAAUAUAGGAGAUCUAGUGUGGUCAAAAGUGUCUGGUUUCCCAUGGUGGCCAUGUAUGGUUUCUGCUGAUCCUGUUCUUCAUUCCUACACUAAACUAAAAGGACAGAAAAAGAGUUUUCGUCAAUAUCAUGUUCAGUUUUUUGGAGAUGCCCCAGAGCGAGCCUGGAUAUUUGAGAAGAGCCUUGUGCCCUUCAAAGAAAAAGACCAGUUUGAACAGUUAUGCCAGGAAAGUGCAAAACAAGCCCUCACUAAAGCAGAGAAAAUAAAGAUGUUAAAGCCUGUUUCAGGGAAGCUGCGGCCACAGUGGGAGAUGGGUGUUAAACAAGCAAGUGAAGCAGUAGGCAUGACAGUGGAAGAACGGAAGGCCAAGUACACCUUCAUCUAUGUUAGGGACAGACCUCAUCUUAAUCCUCGAGUGGCAAAGGAAGUUGGCAUUGCUGUGGAACCGUUGGAGGAGAUAGAUGAGUCAUCUUACUCAAAUGAAGAAACCACUCAAAAUCUGAAAUCAAUGAAGGAGUCUGGCAUUCCUAACAAGAGGAGGAGAAGGACAUCAAAAUUGUCUGCCACUGAUGAUACGCAAGAAAGCAAUCAGCCAGGGACUAAGAAUACUACUCCUCAAAAGUCAUCUGAACAGGCAGAAUCCAAAAGAGGGAUAGGCUCCCCUCUCAAUAGAAAGAAAACUCCAGGAUCUACUCCACGAAGCCGAAAGGGCGAUGCAGUAUCUCAGUUUUUGGUCUUUUGUCAGAAGCACAGAGAUGAGGUGGUUGCUGAACAUCCAGAUGCUUCAAGUGAGGAGAUUGAAGAAUUGCUGGAAUCGCAGUGGAACAUGCUUAGUGAAAAACAGAAAGCUCGCUAUAACACAAAGUUUGCCAUAGUGACCUCUCCCAAAUCUGAAGAAGACUCUGGUUCAUCAUUGAAGAAUAUUGGAGAGGCCAAACGUAAAGUGUUUCAAGACUCACCUAAAAGGAGAUCAAGAUCCAGAAGUAACUUACAUGGAAAUAAAAGAAACCAAAAAAAGAGGACAAAGGAACCUACAGAAGAUUUUGAAGUUCAGGAAGCACCUAGGAAAAGACUCAGGAUGGAUAAACAGAAUAAUCGGAAGAGGGAGACAAGCAAUGACAAAACAGCAAAAACAAACUCUUCUAAGGUCACAGAAACCUCCUCUUCACAAAAGAACCAGUCAGCAACGAAAAAUCUGUCUGAUGCUUGUAAACCUCUGAAGAAGCGAAAUCGGGCUUCAGCAGCAGAAUCUUCAACUCUUGCUUUUAGCAAGAGUUCAUCUCCUUCAGCUUCCUUAACUGAGAAUGAGGUAAAAAAAAAGUGGUGUUUGCACACAGCCAUUUAAUUACAGAAAUUUUCAGGUGUGAAUCUUGUUUAAAAACAAAAUCAAAGGCGAAUUCUCUAACGUUGGUGCUCUAGACAAGUUACAGUUUUGGCCUCUGUGAAACCUGUUAAUGUGUGCAUUGCAAAUUCAUUUAUUGUAAUACGAACGUCUGAUUUGGGGACGUCGAGAUAUUAUUGUGGUUUUUAAUGUAUUUACCAACAAAGUUUUAGAAUUGUAACCUUCUAUUAGAGGCAAAGUAAAUUGCCGGUGUGUUCUGUAUUUUCUUCUACAGACUUUAUGUAAGUGUACUACAUUAGUUACAUUAUGUAACUCAAUAUCGUCAUGUUGCCAUAGCUUUUAUAUUGAAGCAACUUUCCUGAUCCUCUGAUCUAGAACUGGACACUUUUCUGAGCAGAGCCCCUUCAAGCUCAAAUUAGUUUUCAGGCUAAGUGCUAUUUCUCUGUGAUGCAAAUAGCUUCAUUCCCAAUAGAGCUAAACAGGCAGUGAAGGAUGAAUCUUUUUGAUACUUACUAAUCAUAGUCUUACCUCUGCAUAUUUGGAACUGUAAUUCUUCUCAAUUGACAUACAAUAAAUGAAAUGUAUGUACCAGAAGUGUGUUCAUACAAUCCAUUAAACCAUUCUCCGAGUCAUCUACACUGUUAAAACCAAUCAGCCAAAGAGUGGCAGCAUGAGGGUGAAGUACGCAUGCUGUUUUGCAGGUGGAAUCAGAAAUGUAGUUGGUAGGAUUUAGUAAAAUAUCUAUAGACAAACGGCUUCAAGCAGUUUGUGUUACAAAAGCUGUAGAGAAAGUACUUGCCUGCUAACAAGGGAGUAGGGCUUCCAGCUAUCCUAGAGACUCAUCUCCCCUAACAAAUGCAUGAGGUGCUUAGACACUAUAAUGAAUGCAGUUAAAAUAUCUAGGCAAUGUUCAGUACAUGGUUUACAUUUUGGGUGGGGAAAAAAGAUUGCAUGUUAAUGGCUGUAUAUCCUACUGUAACUGGAAAAAUAUUUUAACAGAAAACCCUACUGAAUUCUCCCUUUUGUAACCCAAUGAAACAAGCAAAGGAAGUCCCACAGGAAAUAAUAUCCAUAGCAGCAGUCAAAGCAAUAUUUGUUCUCAUUUUGUUCUCUGGAUUAAGAGACUCCCAUCUAUUGACUUACCACAGCUUCUGCUGUGUUGGCUUUACUGCUGGGACUUGCUGUGUAAUGGCUGUUUGUAUUUGGGGCCAUCUAUUCAGCCAGGCCAGUUUAAAGAACAUACGGUCUUUGUGGCUCUAAAUAGUGUCUCUAAAUGUUGUAAUCUUGGGAGAAAGAAUCUUCUGCUAUAUGGUGUUUAUAAACUGAAAUCUCCAGAAAUCUUUCUCAACAAAAGACUAGGUUUUUUUUUUAAUUUUCGGUUGUGACUUAAAUGGUUCACAUGUGAAAAAGGGUAUGGUUAUAUAGGCUGAGAUGGAAAUUUUUAAAACUUUAGCUCUUAAUUUACUCAGUUACUGCUAAACAGCAGAAGAUGUGAGAAAGUAUCAUACACUGCUUACAGAACACAGAUACAAAAAACUAGAAAAGGAAUUAAUUGUUUUCAAGAGUGUAAAAGGUUUUAAAAUAUCAGAACAAUCCCAAUCGACAUAACAGGAAAUAACACCCUGUCAAAUAACAGAGAUUUUGCAGGGCUGGGUGCAUCAGGGACUGGAUUAGUGGGCUAGAUCCUUAGAUGGUUUAAAGCUAUACUAACCUGAACCUAUACCAACUAAGGACUGGACCCAGUUUCAUAUAAUAAUAAAUACUUUUUGCCUUUAAAUAAAACACAAAUGUCAGGCAUGUGUUUCUGAACUUACUAUUGAUUUAUUCUACAAAACAAGGAAAGAUGUAAAUUUUGGAUUGUGUGGGUGGCUUUAAAAUUUUUUUCCCCUUUUGUAUUAUUAUUUAGCACUUGUCUAAAUGGUUAAAUAUGUGUGUGCCCUGAGAGCAGUCAUCCAGAGAGGAACCUUCUCCAGAAUGCUAAGGGAAAGAGUUUAAAAAAUAAAUACAAUCAUGCAAUGAUGAAAGCUGUGCACAGCUAAUUGAAUAGGAUGUAAUUCUGCUCAACAUUAAAUACAUUUACUGUUUAACUUUUAUAUUUCUGUGUUCACUGUAAUACUUCUAAAUGUUGUUUAGAUGCUCUCUUAACAAAGAUAGAAAAAAAUAUGCAUAUUCCACAAGCACAUACACCUCCACAAGCAAUGCUAAGUGGAUUCUGACCUUUUUUUCCCCUCUCCUUUCCCCGCACGCCCCCCCUGCCCCCCACCAUUUGUGGACAGCUGGUUCCAGAAUGGAACCUGGAUAUGACUUAUUUGUCAAGGACUGUUGCUAGCUGCACACCUUUUAAAUGUCAGUUCAUUGCAACUAAGUUGUAGGAAAGGAGUGUUCAGUGUGAAGGGUGUGCUCAGUUUUUUUUGUUUGUUUGAAAGAUGCAUCUUAUUUGACAUUUUUAAAAAAUAUUUUGGAUACUUUUUAUUGUUAUUGGGGGAAUUUUUUAAUGGGGUUUACUUGAAAUACUGUAAAAUUAGUCAAGGCCAAAUUUUCAAUUGAUAGUUACUUUGGGUAUGUAAUGUACAGGGGAGAGAGACAGGUGGAGGUGUGCGCUACUGCCAUAAGAACAAGCAAACAUUUAUAGACCUAACAUAUCAGGGAUUAAAAGGUAGGCUUUCACUCCCUUCAAAAAAUUGGGUUUUGAAGUCGUUUUAAGAUGGAUGGACAGAAACAGUAAGGUGUUUAUACAUGAAUGAAUAAAUUUCAUUUCUGCAUUUAAUCUUGAAACAAAAGACUUAAUUUUACUUCUAGGCACUUGACAUCAGUAAUCAUUUCCUCCAGUGCUUCAUGUGAAAUACGAUUUUAUUUAAAAUCUAAAUUCUUAAUGAGCAACUGGUAGGGCCAGAUGUGAGAAAGAAACUCAACACUUCGGAGUCUGCAAAAGCUCGGAGUAGUUUUUUACUGCCUCUGUAAGACUUGGUGUAACCAUCCAAAAUUCAUGUUAUUUGUGAGAAGAGAUACAGGUGGUGUAUUCUCAUUUUUUACCUUGGCCCUCCACCUCCCAACAAUGUAGUAGGUGCCAGUAAAGUGUAACCAGUAUUUUUUUAAUAAAUAAAAAAGGCUUUACAUUACCAUUACUACUGGAUUAUUGGCACUUUGUGUGUUUGCAUGAAACAUACCUGCUUUAGCUGUUCAGUUUUUGUGGUUAUCGGCUGGCUUCAUUAAAUUGGAUGGAUUUGUUGACAGUAGAUAAGUAUCGUAGUAUUCUGCAGAGUCUAGAUACUGCUUCUGAACUUUGGCAAAGAAACUGUAAUUUCUUUCUAAGAGAGGACAAAAUAAAGAACAUGUAAUACUUUAAAUUCUUAGCUAGCCUGUUAUUCAUCGUAUCUUCAUCAAGUAUGAGCUGACCAGCAGACGGCAGUUUAAAGAAGCCUGUGAAAGAUUUUGAAAGUGUUCCUUUUAUCAUAAGUUCCUUGUAUCCUCCCUAGAGGGAUUUCUUGUUUCUGUAACAUCCAGUGUCAAAACAAGCUGGUUAUAGCUACAACUUCUUGCAUUUCUAAGGCAUAAUAAUGCAAGUUAUAAUAAUGCAAACCUGAAGUUUUGCUCUUUUUCUGCAUAUUAAACAGUGUAAUUUUUUCACAUUACCAAUUUGAGGCAGAUUUGGUUUAGCUGCAUUUUUAAAUGGGUAUUAACAUGUAUACACAAUGGAGAAAACAUGCAAUUCUUAAAAGGUAAGGUAUUUAAUCGAGAAUGCAGUCAUAAGACAUGUGCAACUUGGAACAGAAAAGUAUGUCAGCUCCAUUUAUUAACCCUAGAGUCUAGUUAUCCUACAGUAUACAACUGAAAUAUUCUAAGCACGCAUACUGAAGGUAAAAAUAACUGUCUUUGAGAUCCUAAGAACAGGAAGGAAGAAAGGAAUUCAUGCUCUUUUAAACAAACUACUGCCCUAAAGAAAAAAUAGUUGAAACUAGCCUUGCAGGUUGUUAAGCGAAAUCAGUGUGCUUCUAGCAUUUCAUUCUAGCUUCCUAAGAAGAUAAUUUUCUCUUCAAAACAAUACUUAAGGAUAAUUUAAUAUAUAGUGCCACCUUAAAUCCUCUGACUUAGCAGACAGUUCUUUCCUGUGUUUAUUUCUUUAUGCCUAUAGAUAUUUUUCCCAUCCCGUUUCAAAGCAGCAGUAAGCUGUCAGGGGUACGUUUUUGUGGAACACUGCGAGUAAUUGUCUCUUGCUAAACCUCUGCUAAAGCCUCUAACAAAUGAAAUGACCUGCAUUGCCCACCAGAUCGUACAGUUUUGUUACAUUGCUUCUACUUUGACAUGGAAAAAAAUUCUAGGCUUGGCUCUGUUCUUUGGCAGCACGUUCGGUGUAGAAAAUUAAGUUUCUUCUGUAAUUAUUUUCAUCCUGUGUAUGACUUAGGCUUCAGAAUGCAGAGAAUCUGUUUACUGAAUGUUUACCUGAUGUAGGUUUUUAUUCCACAUCCCCUACCAAAGUAUCAUGAGUAUCUGUAGGCAAUUUUACAAUGUUUUAAAGUGUUCUGAUAGUUUUAAUUAACUUUCCAGGCAAAUUCAGAAAUGCAUAAUAUCCUUAUCUGAAACGUCUUAACUCCUGCUAAUAAUAAAAAUGAAACCUGUCCCAGGCCGUCUUUUUUUGCUAUUAUAGUACUGUGUACACUUGUGGCACCGCAUACUUAAAGAAUUUAUCUAGUCUAGCAGUAUGGGCCAAAAUAUCAUUCUUCAUUCAGUUCAGGAAUUCUUAUACUGAAAUAAAGGAAAUGUUAACUGUAA
Messenger RNA from Falco peregrinus (peregrine falcon), 7105 nucleotides. It is a transcript of the gene NSD2, whose product is annotated as nuclear receptor binding SET domain protein 2. The coding region runs from base 332 to 2338 and encodes 668 amino acids. The transcript has 10 exons. Gene Ontology annotation, biological process: regulation of DNA-templated transcription. The record is from RefSeq and is a predicted model, not a curated record. Gene Ontology annotation, molecular function: histone H3K36 methyltransferase activity. Gene Ontology annotation, cellular component: nucleus; chromatin. Lineage: Eukaryota; Metazoa; Chordata; Aves; Falconiformes; Falconidae.